UGGUUUCUCAGAAAUUCCAUUUGACGUGAAUUGAUUACUUACUCGCCAUCCCGGCUUUUCUCACUAUAAUUUAAUAGUUUAUCAGUUAUUAUUUUCCACAUUUUUUGCUAGGAGUGACCAAAAAUCGCCGAUAUGGCUGUCCGCACGUACGGAGAUAAACCGAUUAGUUUUCAAAUCGAGGAAAAUGGGGAGUAUUACUGCAUCGGUUCUGAGGUUGGAAAUUAUCUCCGCCUCUUCCGUGGUUCCUUGUACAAGAAAUACCCUGGCAUGUACCGCCGUACCAUCGCCAAUGAAGAAAGGAAGAAAUUGUUAGAGCUAGGUAGUCCGGGAUUAAGUGCUCACUGCCUCGCAUCAAGUGUAUCUUUGCUCCGCGCGUCAGAGGUUGAAGACAUAAUAGAAGGAAAUGAUGACAAAUAUAAAGCAGUUUCUGUUCAUACCUCAGAGCCUUUAGUUCCAAGAGAUAAUAAAGCCAAAAAAUCAGCGCCAUGGGUACCAUCAUUGCCGAACAGUUCUCAUCUGGAUGCUGUACCUCAAGCAACACCCAUAAAUCGCAAUCGAGUCAAUAUGAAAAAGGUGCGCACGUUCCCACUUUGUUUUGACGAUGCUGAUCCGGUCGCCUUCCACGAGAAUGCAACGCAACAGGAACUACUGGUGCCGAUAAGGCUUGACAUGGAGAUCGAGGGCCAGAAACUUAGAGACACUUUUACAUGGAAUAAAAAUGAAUCAUUGAUUACACCAGAGCAGUUUGCUGAAGUACUAUGUGACGACCUUGAUUUGAAUCCUGUGGUGUUUGUACCUGCUGUAGCUGCAGCCAUUAGGCAGCAAGUUGAUGCAUUUCCAGUAGAAAAUAUUUUUAAAAAUCAGUCUGACCAACGAGUAGUUAUUAAGCUCAACAUCCAUGUUGGGAACACUUCUCUUGUCGAUCAAGUUGAAUGGGACAUGAGCGAAAAAGAAAACUCUCCAGAACAAUUCGCUUUGAAGUUAUGUGCGGAACUUGGUUUAGGAGGAGAAUUUGUCACAGCAAUUGCUUAUUCUAUACGGGGUCAACUCAGCUGGCACCAGAGAACGUACGCCUUCAGUGAAACACCACUACCGGUCAUUGAAGUGCCCUUUAGACCACCAUCAGAGUCAGACCAAUGGUCGCCAUUCUUAGAAACACUCACCGAUGCAGAAAUGGAAAAGAAAAUUCGUGAUCAGGACCGAAACACCCGCCGAAUGCGAAGGUUGGCUAACACCACACCGGGAUUUAAAAAACCUUAAUUUAAAGGAUUAAUUUCAUUUUUUCCUUUGAUCUCGCUCUUUCCUAGCUAGCGCUACAAAUUGAUCAUUCCUAUUUUUUCUCUUUUGCAGCCGAAUGCGCCGUCUGGCAAACACCGGAUCAGGAUGGUGAGUGGAAUAUCCCACCGAUAACUUUAUUGUUGUUGUUUUAACUCAAAGUUGCUUGAACCUGUUGGAUUUUUUAGUUUUUCACACACCUACAGUCGUUUGAUCAAUUUUUUGAUUCAAUCGAAUUAUCUCAUGGAGUAGGUAAUGAUUCUGAAGUCAAAGCUAUUUCUUUUAAACCAUUUUACACUUUAACCUUGUAUUCCGCUAUGAUAUGAGUAGUCAAAUGGUCAAAUUUAAAUAAUGGAAGUAUCAGCCUCAAUGAUUGAAGGGUAGUGAGGAUAUAAAAGUUGAGUAACAAUUUUAAUAAAAUUAUGAUAUUGGGCAUUUCAAGUAAAACUUAUCUCAGGUGAUCCUUUGCAAAGAGCUUUAUUUUUUGCCCGAGUAUUUAGGUCGAAGUGUGUUUGUGCCUCAAGCUUCCUUGUAAUUUUUUUUACUUUUAACACAAAACAAAAAAGAAAAAUAAGUAACUCUGUUACCCGCAAUAUCCUUCGAUCAUCUCAUCUUUUCGCCACUUAAAUCGUGAAGAAAGUCCCAGAGAACCUCAACUUUUUUUAAGAAAAUUUCGUGUAGUUUUAAUCGUAAGGAACUGUUUUCACUCAUUGAUAUUAUUGUAAAAAAAUUUAAUUUCUCAAUCUUUUGAAGACAUGCCUUUACUUGAAAUUGUUUGUCUAGAAUUUUAAAAAUGAAUAAAAAAAUAGCUCCUGAAAAUGGGUUUCUAGUACAAUGCUAAUUGUAAGUUUUCAGGGACCAAUCUGCAAUCAAAAUUAAAUUUUCCUCUUAAAGUUGGAAUGUCUAAAAGACUCUGAUGUAUUGUUGAAUUAUUCAGUUUUGAAAGUCAAUUUUCCUCAGUAGUAGGCACUCAGGAUCUGCACCUACAACUGUAAGGAAAAUGUCUCCAAAAAUAAUAUUAAAGAAUAUUAUUAUUAAUAUUAAUAAUAUUGUCUUUUAACUACAAGAUUAUCACUAAACUAGGAAAAAUAAUUAAUUCAAAAUGGUAGAACAUAAAUGUAAGUAAAUGUUUACAGGUAAAUUUCUGUGUGUUAAAUAAUCAAUAAGAUCUACAAAAACUGUUUAUGACAGGGUAACUUCUUGAAUAGUAAUUGACUCUAAACACCGAUAAAAUCAAACUAAUUACACAUUUUUCAAAUCCUCUUUCCACAGACCUAAAAUUAACAAAAAUUUAAUCUUCCAUGAACAUUUACGAUCAGGAUAUAAUGACAGUGUAAAGGAUACAAAUUCAAAAACCAACCUAUAUUCCUUAUCAUUCAGAAUGAAAAUAGUUAUUCAUGCUCCAUUAAAGUUUAAUUUAGCAUGAUCUUGUCCAAUAAGAGGGUAACUUAAACUCAAAAUAUUCAGUCAACAGUCCUACAUAUCAUUGUAAUCUGAGUAUUGAAAAAAAAAAAAUAUUCCAACAUGAAAUCGAUGUUUGCUUUGUCACCAUUAGCAGAUAGAACAUUUGUAUAAAAGUCAAAAUUUACAUGUUAAUUUUUGUACAGAUUCCUAGCUAUACAUUGUUAUUUUCUUUCUCAAUUUUUCAACAAAAUAUAAAUGCUUCAAUGCAAA
Messenger RNA from Bemisia tabaci, 2949 nucleotides. RefSeq names its product SWI/SNF related, matrix associated, actin dependent regulator of chromatin, subfamily b, member 1 (gene Snr1). NCBI's taxonomy places the organism in Eukaryota, Metazoa, Arthropoda, Insecta, Hemiptera, Aleyrodidae. Gene Ontology annotation, biological process: chromatin remodeling. The record is from RefSeq and is a predicted model, not a curated record. Gene Ontology annotation, cellular component: nuclear chromosome.